This is a messenger RNA of Chiroxiphia lanceolata (lance-tailed manakin), 734 nucleotides long. RefSeq names its product prostaglandin D2 synthase (gene PTGDS). Gene Ontology annotation, molecular function: small molecule binding. Lineage: Eukaryota; Metazoa; Chordata; Aves; Passeriformes; Pipridae. The record is from RefSeq and is a predicted model, not a curated record.
CGGCUCGGCUCGACCAUGCAGGCCAUGCUGCUCAGCGCUGGGCUGGCCCUGCUUGGGGCACUGCAUGCCCAGGGCAUUCCCAUCCAAGCCGACUUCCAGCAGGACAAGCUCACAGGGAGAUGGUACAGCAUCGCGGCCUCCGACUCUAACUGGUUCAAGGAGAAGAGGCACCUAAUGAAGAUGUGCACCACUAUCAUCUCCACCACCGCAGAUGGAAACCUGGAAGUCACUUCCACCUACCCCAAGGGUGACCAGUGCGUGACGAGGAACAGCCUUUACACCAAGACGGAGCAGCCGGGGCGGUUCAGCUACACCAGCACCCGCUGGGGCAGCAAGCACGACAUCCGUGUGGUGGAGACCAACUACGAGGAGUACGCCUUGGUGGCCACCCAGAUCUCCAAGAGCACCGGCCCCUCCACCAUGGUGCUGCUCUACAGCCGGACCAAGGAGCUGAGUCCUGAGCGCCUGGAGAGGUUCACCCAGUUCUCCAGGGAGCAGGGCCUGACAGACGAUGAGAUCCUCAUCCUGCCCCAGACAGACAAAUGCAUGACAGAUGCUGCCUAGGUGAUCCCACCAGCUGCUGCCGGCCAGAGCCCUGACAGCGCCGCAAGCUGGUGACCACCCUGUCCCGUCCCAACCCCAGUGCACCCCACAGCACUGCAAGCAGCCUUCACUCCCUGGCUUCACACCCCACACCUGUACCCCCAUCCCCAUUAAAGCCCACAUAAAACCAA